Messenger RNA from Hypomesus transpacificus, 480 nucleotides. It is a transcript of the gene cplx4c, whose product is annotated as complexin 4c. The record is from RefSeq and is a predicted model, not a curated record. Gene Ontology annotation, biological process: neurotransmitter transport; regulation of neurotransmitter secretion; synaptic vesicle exocytosis. Gene Ontology annotation, cellular component: terminal bouton; SNARE complex. Lineage: Eukaryota; Metazoa; Chordata; Actinopteri; Osmeriformes; Osmeridae. Gene Ontology annotation, molecular function: syntaxin binding. The transcript has 3 exons. The coding region runs from base 1 to 480 and encodes 159 amino acids.
AUGACCUUCCUCAUGAAGCACAUGUUGGGGGACAAGUUAAAAAAUAUGAAAGGCGGAGGAGGAGGAGAGGAGGGUGACAGCACUGCGACUGCAGACGGCAAGGAGACUCCAGCAUCCAAAGGCAUGUCUAGAGAGGAGUUUGAGGAGUAUCAGAAGCAACUGGUGGAGGAGAAGAUUCAGCGAGAUCAGGAUUUUGCUGUUAAAAAGGCUGAAAGGGCCAAUCUCAGGGUAGCUCUGAGAGACAAGUAUCGCCUCCCAGAGAGCGGUCAAGAUGAUGCAACCAUCCAGAUGGCGGGAGAUGAUAUUGACCUUCCAGAGGAUCUUGCCAAGAUGGUAGAAGAGGAUGAAGAAGAGGAGGAGAUCAAUGACUCACUCCUGGGCAAUCUUCAAAACAUGGACAUGGAUGCAAUAAGAAUCAAAGCUCAGACCACUAUGACAGAGGUGAAGCAGGCAGCAGAGGAGAAGUGUGUUGUCAUGUGA